CAUGAGCGCUCCCGGCGCCGAUCCCGAUCCCAGCCCCGGUCCCGCCGCCGGCUCCAGCCUCGGCCCGCUGCUCCGCACCCUGGAGGACCCCGCCGCGCCGCCGGGAGAGCUGACGGACGCGCACCUCACCGUCGUCAGUCGCUUGAGUGGCGAAGGGGGCAAAGCAUUCACUGCAGAUUUCAGGAAACACUUCCCUCAACUCUGCAAGGUGUUCAAGGCACACAUUUCCAGUCCAAAUUUGGAGCUCAGUAAUGCAGCACUGCAGGCCUUGGGCUUCUGCACUUUUAAUUCAAACAACACAGCUGAAUUAUCUGCCUCUGAAAUGCAGGACUUGCUGGCAGCAGUGAACAGCGUUGCUGUGAAAUCCUCGGACAAGAACACGCGCACUCGGGCACUUUGGGUCAUCUCUAAGCAGGCAUUUCCUCCAGAAAUUGUUAAAAAGGAGGUGUCCAACAUCCUCUCUACCCUGGAAACAAUCCUGACUAAAGGAGAAGUUCAGUCUGUUGUGGUUGAAUAUGAAGCACUUAAUGUCAUUAUACGCUUAAUGGAGCAAGCUCCAGCCCAGAUGGGAGAAGAGGCUGUGAGGUGGGCAAAGCUGAUCAUCCCUCUGGUUGUCCACUCAGCACACAAAGUGCAGUUAAGAGGUGCCACUGCCCUGGAGAUGGGAAUGCCACUGCUCCUGCAGAAGCAGCAGGAGGUGGCAGCUGUCACCGAGCACCUGAUGACCACAAAAUUAAUUGCCGAACUUCAGAAAUUGUUUUCUUCCAAAAACGAGACCUUCGUGUUAAAACUGUGGCCCCUGUUUGUCAGAUUGCUUGGAAAGACUCUGCAUCGCAGUGGCAGCUUCAUCAACUCCCUGCUGCAGCUGGAGGAGCUGGGCUUCCGCAGUGGCUCCCCUGUGGUGAAGAAAAUUGCCUUCAUUGCCUGGAAGAGCCUCAUUGAUAAUUUUGCUCUAAAUCCAGACAUCCUGUGCAGUGCUAAGAGGCUGAAACUGCUGAUGCAGCCCCUGAGCUCCAUCCACGUGAGGACAGAGGCUCUGGCCCUGACCAAGCUGGAGGUGUGGUGGUAUUUGCUGAUGAGACUGGGACCUCACCUGCCCUCAAACUUUGAACAGGUUUGUGUCCCAUUAAUCCAAAGCACCCUGAGUGUGGAUCCUGCUGCUGCAUUCCCAGGAACGCCCUCACGGCCAAACAACCCCAGCCUGGGCUCAGCAACCCCUGGGCAGAAAUCAGGUUCUUUCCUGUUUGUGAGCCCAGGCACGCCCAGGAUGGCCCUGAACAGCAGCACAGCAGGAGUGCUGCUCUUCCCUUCCAUCCAGCUCCUGGGCAUUGAAAUGCUGCUCCACUUCCUCAUGGGACCACAAGUUGUGGAUUUUGCUAAGCAAAACAAGCUCGUGCUUAGUUUAGAGCCUCUCCAGUACCCACUGAUCAGUAGCCCUUCUUUUUUUUGUAAGCAUGCCAGCACUCUGAUACAUGCUGUUCAGGAUGGCUUUAUUGCAAUUGGAAAAGAAGUUCCUGAUUGUUUGCUGAAUGUUAUCUGGAAGGACAUAAAUGGAUAUGUAAAAACAGCAAUUGAAGCAGGAAACAAGAAGGAGAAGCAAGGCUCAGAAAUCCUGACCAUGUUACUCCAGGCUUUAAAAACCACCGUGAGAUCCAAUUCUCUGCCUGUGCAGAAAAUCCUGUCUCUCAUUGAUAUCACUGUCAAGGAGUUGCCUCCAAAAGUCCUGGGAUCCCCAGCUUAUCAGGUGGCUGAUAUGGAUCUUUUAAAUGGAACUCCAGCUCUGUUCCUAAUCCAGCUGCCUUUCCAUAACAAUCUCCUGGAAUGCUGUGUGACAGAUGAGAGGUUCUUUGGGAUCCUGGAAGCCCUGGUGGGGGUUGCCCUGUGUGGGCCCACCUCUGCCCUGGCUUUCAGUGAGUCUGUGCUGGGUGUCAUUGACCAGAGUGCAGAGCAGGUGGGCAACAAGGAGCACCUCUGGAGAAUGUGGAGUAUUGUUGUUAACCCUCUGACGGAGUGGAUUAAUCAGAAUAACGAGGUGAACCAGGGGGAUGCCCUGGAACACAACUUCAGUGCUGUCUACAGUGCUUUGCUGCUGCCAGUAUCCCACAUUUUCCCCACUCAGGGAUUCCCACAGCCAACUCUGAAAUCCUUGCUGCGCUCUUGGUCUGACCUGUAUCGAGCUUUUGCUCGCUGUGCUGCUCUGGUGGCAACAGCAGAAGAAAACCUGUGCUGUGAAGAGCUUUGUGCCAAAAUAAUAGCUGGGCUAGAAGGUGAAACUCCAGUAGUGUUUCCCAUGCUGGAAGGUCUCACCCACCUCGUGUCAGUCAUGGUUGACUGCAUCAACUUUGCACCCUAUGGCACUAAAUUCCAACCCAAAAACAGAUCUCCCCAGACACCCACAGACUGGGCUAAGAAGAAGAAGGAGCCCCUUGGCAAGCUGAGCUCUCUCUUCAAGCUGCUGCUGAUGCUGCUGAGCUCCUUCCACGAGCUGAGCUGCUCCGAGGUCCAUGCAGAGUCCCUGAGUGCCCUGGGCCCUUCCCUGCUGGCCGCCGUGCACGCCGUCGUCAGCCGCAUCUCGCUGCCGUCGCUCCUCGGCACCACCUUGGCCAUCUUCUCCCAGCCCUUGGCAGUGUUCUACGAAAAAACCAAGCUCCCUGAGGUACCCAAAGUCUACAGCAAUCUGAACAGCAAGCUGGAGAAGCUGCUGGCAGAGAUCCUGCAGUGCCUGCAGUGCCACUGCCCGGGCUCCUGUGACACUGAGCUCCUGCAGCAGCUCAGCCCCGUGCUCUGCGUGGGCUUCCAGCACAGGAACAAACAGAUCCGCCAGCAGAGCGCCCAGCUCUGGAACUGCACCUUUGCCAAGGCCUCCUCACUCGCCUAUCCCGAGCAGCUGAAGUCUGUGUUAAGCCAAGCCAAAAAGAAAAUCCCUCUGCUGCUGCCUGGUUUUGAAAGCAUUGAGAUGUCUGAGGAGUGCAGUGGCCCCUUCUCUGACCUGAUGGAGAAUUCCCAGCUGGAUGCAAAGAUCAGUGGAAUGGAGGUGAAGGUGGGACAGAAACGAGAUUCGAUAUUGGCUCAGACGAGUGAACCCAAAAGUGAUGGCAAGGACAAGCCCAGCAACGUGCAAGCAACACCUGCAAAGUUAAAACUAGAAUUUUCAUCUCCUAAGACAACAAGUGAGACACUUCUGGAAGAGGAGAAAUCUGUUGAUUUUGUGUUCAUUCCUCCAGAAACAAAACCAAGGAUAUUGACAGAACAUCAGAAAGAAGUGCUUAGGUCAAAGAGAGCUGACAUUCCUGCCAUGUACAACAACCUGGAUGCUUCCCAGGACACCACCUCGUUUUCCCAGUACAGCCAGAGCCAGGACAGUUCUUUGGAAAUGCCACCUUCAGUAGAAAAUGCCAAAGAAGACACUGCAAACCAACCUCAGGAGGAAAACGUGGGGAGUGAAGGAUGUCGCUCAGAGGAGAGCCCAGCCUGCACCAGCGAGGGGCAGGCCGAAAAGGAGGCGGCUGAGAUGAUCCCAGAGGAAACACCCACUGGAGAGGGAUUGGAGACAAGUUCUGUGGAAGCAGCUGCCCAGGAGGCCUCAGCAGGGCAGGAGGACACCUCAGAUGUCACCAGCAGCUCAGCCUCCAGCGACAUCAUCUCUGGCACCCCCCAGCCCGUGAGCCGGCGCCAGUCCUUCAUCACCCUGGAGAAAUUCGGGGCUGCAGAGAGCAGACCCUUCAGCCCAGCCCCACUGAGCUCCGUGGCAGAGCUGCCUGCGAGUGCUCCCGAGGCAGCCACGCAGGAAAGCAGCAGUGGCAGCAAGGCUGGUGCUAAAGCAGAGAAGUCUGGAGAGGAAGAUAAGAAUCCCCCAAAAGCCGAGCCUGCCGCGGGGGCCGUGGCCGCCCGCAGGGUGACGCGGCGGCAGAGCAGGAUGGAGCUGCAGGGCAAUAAAUCCAAGCUCCUGAGCAGGCCAGAGGAGUCCCUGGCCCCUGACAGCCUGGAAAGCAGCGCUGAGCUGGGCUCUGCAGGGGAGGACGUGGAGCACGUCCUGCUCAGCCACUCCCAGACUCUGCUCUCCACGGAAGCAGACAUCCAGAAAGCCGAGGAUGCCAUCGCAGAAAUGGCCCAGGGGCUGGACAUGGACUCGAAAGAAAACACCCCCCCAGACAGCAGCAGCUGCUCUGAGCAGGCCCCAGGGGAUGACAGCCAGGUGCCACAAGUGUCCCCUCACCAGAAGCAGCUGCGGCGCUCCUCCAGGAGACGCCCGGACGCUGUGGAGAGCUCGGGCAGCCAGGAGAAGGAGGAUGGGCUCCCAAAGAGAGACAGGAGGAAAGAGGAGGAGAAAGCUGGCCAGAAGAAGCCGUCCCAGGGGAAAGGGGACGGAUCCCAAAAACAGAAAGGAAUCCCUGGGAAAACAACAGAAAACACAAAAGAGAGCAGCCAGCCUGAGAGGGGGGCAGAGGACUGGAGCUCCAAGGACUCUCCUGCUUGCAGGGGCCUGGAUGAGGAGAGCAGGAGGGCAGAGGAUUCCCCCAGGGCAGAGGGGGAGGGGCAGGGCAGCCUCAGCACAGCAGGGCAGAAGGUGGAGCGCCCACGGUACCACACCAGGAGAUCUUCCCAAGGGUUGCUGUCCAGCAUAGAAAACUCUGAGGCUGACAGCUCUGAGGGCAAGGAGGAGAGCACAAGGAAGAAAAAACCCACGAAAGUGAGGAGUAGAAACAAUUCUCUUGAAGGUAAAUUGAAAGAGGGACAGGCAGGGAGCCAGAGCCUCGAGGGAUCUGCCCAGGGAAAUGAAACUAAGAGUCCUCUGGAGGCCAGGAAAGGUGAGCCCGAGGACAGCACAGGUGCUGCAGUGCCAGCUGAGCCAGGUGGCCUGGAAAAGCAGGAAAUUGCUGCAGCUGCUGGAGGAGCUGUGGGCUCUGGCAGCUCUGAGAGUCCAGGUGCUCUGCAGGACACCAGCGUGGAGCAGAGCAAGGGCGAUGCAUCCAUGGAGUCACUGGGCAGCCCCUGUGUGUCUGAGCAGGAUGGGAGGGCAGCAGAGGAGAGCAAAGAGGAGAAGCAAAGCAGCACAGGGGACUGUGCACCAGCAGCAAAUGUUCCAGGUGCUGAGCCCUCCUCUUUGCAAAGCCCUGACUGCCAGAACAAGAGGAGCAAAAGGGUGAAAAAAAUCAAGAGCUGUGAUUGCUGCUUUAAAAAGCCAAAGCAGCAGGUGACUGAAUCAAAGUUCACUGAGUCAAAACAGGAGAAAGCUGCUGAGCUGGAGGAGCCUGAGAGCACCCCAGUUCAGACCCCUGGGAAUGUUUCUGGUCACUCAGAUUUGGAGGAGCGCUUGGCCCUGGCUCCGUGUGGAAUGAGCACUCCAUUGCACCCUCCCAAGGAACCCAGCACCUUCAGCUUGGAAAGCCAGGACAUGGAUGUGGGAAACCUGCAGGGAAGCAGUGUGGGGGUGGAGGAGGAGAAUGCAGAGGGUCCAGCAGCUGAAACCACCGAGUCCAUGGAGGAAAUAAAGGAGCCUGCUGAGCAGAAGGAGCAAACAGAACAGGUUCUGCCUGAGAGUGUUCCUGGAGAGCCCAGGGAGAGCUGCCUGGACUCAGGGGAGCCAGAGGAAGAACCAGCAGCUGCAGAAAAGGAGGAAAUAAGUGAAAAUGGACAACUGGAGGAGGUGCCUGAGGAGCUGAGUGUUGACAGCAAACCUGAGCAAAAAGAGAUGCAGGAGCUACUAGAAGGAAAUCAGGAGGAUAAAGGAGAAGCUGAGAACUCUGCUGGAGAAACUUGUGUUGUUCCAGAUCAAGAGAUGAAGGAUGAACUGGUGGAAACUGAAAUCAAAGUGCCUGAAAGCGUGGCCUUGGCAGAUGUGAGUGUGGAUUCCCCUCUGAAGGUGGAAGGGGACCCCUCAGUGCAGGUGGCUGAAAGCCCCACCAGCCUCCAGGCCCGCUGCACCUGGUCCCCCUCAGCCUCCCCAUCCACCAGCAUCCUCAAGAGAGGGGUCAAGAGGAGCCAGGAGGAUGAUUCCCUGUCACCUGCCAAUAAGAUCCGUCGAGUCUCUUUUGCAAAUCCCAUUUUUCAGGAGGGCCUGGCAGACGACAUCGACAGGAGGAGUCCUGUCGUCAGAUCCCAUUCCUCACCCUCCUCCAGGAGCCUGAAAAUCCUCUCUAACAUGCAGCACAUUACCACUCCAACCAAAGGAUUUCUGUCCCCAGGAUCUCGUACCCUUAAAUUUAAGAGCUCAAAGAAGUGUUUAAUCACAGAAAUGGCCAAGGAAUCUCUGCCGUGCCUCUCGGAAUUCGUGUACCCUGCCUUGGCUGGCUGCAAAGCCCCUGUGGAUGUCAUUUUACCUCAGAUCACAUCCAACAUCUGUGCCAGGGGCCUGGGGCAGCUCAUCCGAGCCAAGAACAUCAAGACCGUGGGAGACCUGAGCACUCUGACAGCUCUGGAGAUCAAAACCCUCCCCAUCCGCUCCCCCAAAGUCUCCAAUGUCAAAAGAGCUCUGAAGGGAUACCAUGAGCAACAGGUAAAAUCUCGAGUGUUGGAGGAAAGCACGGUGCUUGAAGAUGCUGAGAAGCCUGGAAAUGAUGUGGAGGAGAAAUCUCUGAGUGGAGAUGAGGAAAAACUUGCAGCAGAUCUGGUGGACGCAGGCAGCAGCAGCAGCAGCGAGCAGCCCCCUGUGGAUCUGCUGGGGCAGAUCCAGGCUCUGGCAGCCCAGCUGAGCCCCGAGGAUCUGCAAGGCUACUCUGGCAGGCAGCUCCUGGAGAUGCAGGAGCAGCUGCUGGGGAUGGCCUCGAGCAUCCUGAGGAGCCUGCAGGCCCGCUGGCCCCAGGGCCCCGAGUAGCCACAGCCCUGCUCAGCAAGGAGGAGUCUGGGCCAACAUCCCCCCCUCUUGUUUUCCUUGCUGCUCAGUUACUCCUUAAAUCUACUCCUUAAAUCCUAAAAUAGGUAUUUUGUUAACAUCUUCAUGAAUUUAUUCUCUUUUUUUUGCCUUUUUUUUUUUUUGCCUUUUUUUUGCCUUUUUUUUGCCUUUUUUCCCCCCUCCUUUUCCCCCUCCUUUUCCCCCUCCUUUUCCCCCUCCUUUUCCCCCUCCUUUUCCCCCUCCUUUUCCCCCUUCCUUUUCCCCUUCCUUUUCCCCUUCCUUUUCCCCUUCCUUUUCCCCUUCCUUUUCCCCUUCCUUUUCCCCUUCCUUUUCCCCUUCCUUUUCCCCUUCCUUUUCCCCUUCCUUUUCCCCUUCCUUUUCCCCCUCCUUUUCCCCCUCCUUUUUUUUUUCCUUCUUAAAUUUUUUUUCCUCGUUUUUCCUUGUUUUUUUUCUUUUUUUUUUCCCCCUUUUUUUUUUUUUGCCUGUAUUUCUUGUUGGUUCCUCCUCCCCAAGUCUGUGGGACUGUUUCCUCCCUGACAGAGGUGUUUCUAUGGGAUUGCUAUGCAUCUUUCUUUCAGGCAGUGAAAGAAAACCUGACAAAGCUGUGCAAUAGCAAAGACUGUGAAAAACCAAACCAACAGAGUAAAUUAAAUUAUUUUUUCACAUCCAAAGUGUUCUUACUGCUGCAAACUCCUGCUGUGGGCUGAGAGCUGCAGCUGCCAGCUCUGCCCUUCUGCCCCAGCUGCUUCCUUUGGAGCAGCACGUGUGAGGCAAGCUGGGCUUCAUUCCUUCCGGCAGGAGCCUGGGAUUUGUACUGGAUCUAUUUUUCCAUGUAUUUUUGUACGACUCAAGCUAAGAGGAAAUGUGCUUGUACGGGAGAGAGACUCUGCAAAGCCUCCCAGGCUUUGCCCCAAGGCCUUUGCUGGCAGCAGUUCUCCUUGUGGGAAGGCUUUUUUCCACCAGGAAGUGAUGGAUUGGACAAGAGCUCUUUGUAUAUUGUGUACAGACUCACAGCAGAUGUUGGGUAAUAAUUUAUGGAGUUUUAAUUGCGUGGACUGCGUUGCUGCUUCUUGGAGACCUUCAGCCAGAAUUCCCAGGUUGUCCCUCUGGAAUUCUGAUCUGUAUAUAUUGUACUGUAGCUAUCCAGAUGGAUGUUUAUUGAAAGGAACUGCUGCAGGUGGUUUUUGAACUUUUACAUGGGCAAAUAAAAGAGCAAAUAGUUCCCAGA
Molecule: messenger RNA, 8060 nt
Organism: Vidua chalybeata
Lineage: Eukaryota; Metazoa; Chordata; Aves; Passeriformes; Viduidae
Gene: RIF1
Product: replication timing regulatory factor 1
Exons: 35
Coding region: 2-6814 (2270 amino acids)
Biological process (GO): telomere maintenance
Cellular component (GO): nucleus
Source: RefSeq, a predicted model, not a curated record